AUGGCCGAAAAUGGUAACUCGGCUAUACUGAUUGCCCUGGCCUGGGGUCUCGGAUCAUUGGUUAUUAUUCUCUGUGCUACUAGACUUUGGGCCAGGAAAAUGGUAAUCGACCGGGCCAGCUGGGAUGAUAUCUUCAUGACUUUAGCUGGCAUAUUCGCGAUUCUCUGCUCGGUAUUCGUUACGAUUGCUGCUCAUUACGGACUCGGUAGGCACAUCGACACUAUCACCGACCCUUACCACAGACAAAUGGCAAUAAAGUAUACCAUUAUAGCACCUUCAUUUUCUAUUGUAUCGUCGACACUUAGCAAGAUCUCUAUCCUAAUAUUUCUGACUCGGCUGAUUGGAGUUACUGCUACGCGACUACAUCUAGCCUGCAUCUGGACGUUAGGUGCCAUCUUAGUUAUUGCAAAUUUCAUCGCAAUAGUCAUCCUCCUUCGUUUCUGCAUCCCUAUCGAGAAGCAAUGGAUGCCUGAAGUUAAAGGGAGCUGUAUAAGCCCCGAAACCCAUGCUGCCGGAGCUACUAUCGCCAAGAUCUACUUUAUGCGUGUCCAUAAUCUGGGCGAUCAUAACGACAUAACAUGGUCUUGGGGCAGCAUCACAAUAUGGUACCUUUGCGAGAUGCAUGUCAUAAUUAUCGUUGGUACUAUACCUACUCUCUGGCCGGUUCUAAAGGGAUUUGUAAAAAAGAAAGGUGGAAACUCGGAGAGCUCUGGCUCGUACCAGAAUGCUUCGGGGACUACUGAGGGAACGGAGGCGCUUAGGCUAUCGGACGUGAAAGGCGGUAGGAAGGCCGGUCCGGCGACAAGGGUUCUUCGAGACAUCGACGACAUGCGCACGGUAAGGUCAUGGGAUGAUAAUGGCGAGGCCUAG
Molecule: messenger RNA, 870 nt
Organism: Daldinia loculata
Lineage: Eukaryota; Fungi; Ascomycota; Sordariomycetes; Xylariales; Hypoxylaceae
Exons: 6
Coding region: 1-870 (289 amino acids)
Source: RefSeq, a predicted model, not a curated record